AUGGCUAUCGUGCUGGAGGAGGUGUCCACGUUCACCUUCCUGGGCACCUCCUACUACGCGAUGGCCAUGUGCCUCUUCGCGCUGCUGCUCGAGGGCGUCCGCUCUUCCGCCAUGUGGACGGUGAAGAUGCGGGUGCUGAACUCCCGGUGGCGGUUACUCAGCUACGGGACGAUCUUCACAUCAAUGCAGCAGUUCUGUUGCGCAUUGUCCCCGUUUCUCUGCGAGUUCAUCGCGAGGAGGCACGGGGCAUCCUUCCUGACGACCAACCAGAAGGAGCUGGCGGACGCCAUCGUGGUGUCUCUGGCCCCCAUCGGGAUCCUACAGUUUUUUGCUCAGGCGCUCGCCCUUCCCUUCGUGCAGAAGGAGUUCGGCAUGACUGUUCAGAGCAACCGGGGCUACAGCAACACGCUGGUGAUGCGGCUCUUCCGGAGGAGCCCGCUGGCCACUUCCUUAGCAACUGGCGGGCUUUUGGCAUUGGGUUUAUGGCUGGUGCAGCGUUCCCUCGUCGGCAGGCGCCCGCCCUUCACACCAUACCACCGCUGCUCCGAGAGGCACACGUGUAAGGUGCUCGAGACGCGGCAGAACACUAACUUUGCCAAAUCGGGCGGCAGUGGUUUCGGCCAAAAUGAAUACGGCCAGUACACCACCGGGAAGUUCAACUGCCGCCUUCGCGCGCACGACCACGUGCAGGAGCUUGCUUUGAUUGCAAGAUGCAUGACGUCCAUGAUCUGGAGCAAGAGCUCUGUGCUGACGAACACGGCAGGGCUGCUGCGGCAGCGCCUCAAGUCACCAAAGGGCCUGUGGCGUCCAAGCUAUAGGGUGACUACAGGCCACGACCUGUUCAAAGGCACCGUGGCGCUCGCAGGCACUGUGCAGGCGCUGUUGUAG
Messenger RNA from Prorocentrum cordatum, 888 nucleotides. NCBI's taxonomy places the organism in Eukaryota, Dinophyceae, Prorocentrales, Prorocentraceae. The record is from the annotation of a GenBank genome assembly.